UAUCCGAUUAAGAAUCGAUUUUAGUGAUGUCGCAAAAGAAAAAAGCGAGUCUCUCUAAAAUCCAUACUGGAAUGAAUUCCUCAUCCAAGCAAGUCCUCUCAUCAACUUCUUCAGCAAAUGAAAAAACUGAAGAUGAUGUCGGAGAUGAAAUGGAUUUUUCAUUACAAUGUGAUGCAUGCAAGAAAUUAAUCAUUGGGUUAAACAAUUUGGAUCGUUUUGAUUGUGGGCACUUCUACUGUCUGGUGUGUAGUCCACUUCAGCCAAAAGAAAACCACUCGUCUUGUGCCACUUCGACAUCUCCGUCAAAUGCUUUUACGCGUGAAGUCUCACCGCAACAAAUUGCUGAGCAUACUGGAGAAUUGUCGAAUAAUGGAGCUGAACGUGGAAAGAUUCGAGGAAGUACUCGUGCUACUCGGAAAGGAUCUGUGAACAAAUCAAAAAGUGGAAGGACUCGUCGACAUAAGAAGGUUCCGGAUCAACGUCUUUGGUACUUUUUGUACCUUUCAAAGCCAGUCGUUGUCAGCCUUCCAACGGAUGCCACUUAUCACGAUCUGAUGGCUCGACUCUACACGCUUCUUGGUGUCAGCGGUAAGACCCAUAUGAUUACUCUGAGAACUCAGAAAUCAUCGAGUGAAGAAGGCGAAGGCGAGUUUUCUGGUCGAGGUGACCCGGCUCCUCUUGAAGUCGGCGAUUCGAAAACUCGUCUCAGUGAUCUAAAGAUUACACGUCACAAGAUGCUGCUCCUGGAUGUAGAUGAUCAGAAGAAAGAUGGAAGUGGUGAGGAGAAGAAAGAGAAGAAAAGUGCGGAAAAAGAAAAGAAAAUCUCACACGAAAAUGUUCAAAGUUUGAGUCCGUCGAGUCGUGCAGAAGAUCCGAGAUCAUCUUGAAAUGUCUCCAGUGUUCCAAUAAAUCUUUGCAAUCUGAA
Messenger RNA from Caenorhabditis elegans, 925 nucleotides. RefSeq lists its product as uncharacterized. NCBI's taxonomy places the organism in Eukaryota, Metazoa, Nematoda, Chromadorea, Rhabditida, Rhabditidae. The record is from RefSeq and is marked reviewed. The transcript is spliced from 7 exons. The coding region runs from base 27 to 887 and encodes 286 amino acids.